AUGACAGGGGACCUUAGUAAUAGUUUUAGAUAUUUUUUUUUUCAUACUUUUUCAAUUUUUCGACUUAUUUUGGUGAUUUCAGUGCCUCUCAGCGCCGUUGGCCAGGCCUCUGGCCAAAACCCCGCCCGCACCGUUCAGGCCGACCAUCUGCCGGCGGUUGCGGGCUCCCCCCUGGCGAUGAUGGCACAGACGCCGGAGCCAAUAGCAGAAGAGAACACCAAGCUCAAGGAGAAGCUCGAAGAAAUGAAGGCAUCGAUGGAGGCCACAGAACAAUUGUGGCUCGCUGAAAUGGAAAGAGCCCACAAGGCCGAAAACGAUCUCGAAGCGGCUCUAAUCGAAUUGAAGAGAGAAAAGGAAGAGAACUCGCGCCUUAAGCGGCGACUCUGUGAACAUCUGAAGACAGCGGAUGCCGAUGCCCGACCACCAAGAGGCGGCCGCGACCGUUCACGAAGUCCGCUGGUUCAAACGGCGCGAUCUGCGACGCCCGAAGUCAAAACUGAAUCCUCCUUGCCUGAAGCCCAAAUCGAUCGACAACCACAGCAGCCUUCACAACAAAACGACGUCCUGCCCGUUGAAGCCCAAGCACCACAACACGAGGCGCCGGGGCCCCUGCGAAGAAUGCCAAAGUGCCGACGACGCUGCUGUUACCAGCCUCCUGCUCCACAAGUUGUUCCUCGGCCUCCCCGAAGAUCAAGGGAGGUCGAAAAACUCGGGCCCAUCAUAGAGGAUGUGGUCUUUGAAGACCGGCCCAGAAGAAGCCGCCAGCCUCCGGCAAGGCUCGUCGUGAACAUGGCCCGCCGAAGCUAUGCGGCGAUAAGGAAUUCGCUCAUGCCUAGUAAGUUUAUUGGCUCUUGUUUUUUACUUUUUUGGCGAAAACCCUCUAGAAAUAAACCAAACUGAGGUGUUUUCUGAAGAAAAAAGACGUCGAUAUAGGGCUCGUGCUUUAUAAGUUUCGUCGGCUUUGCAAAAAAAUGUUGCAAAAAGGCGUUCAGAAUUCGCUCUGAACGCCAUUUUGCAAAAUCAGUUCAAAUCGUGAACGCCUUUUUGCAACAUCAGUUCACCCCGUGAACUGAUGUUGCAAUAAUCAGUUCACGAUUUUUCACGAUUUGAACUGAUGUUGCAAAGCCGACGAAACUUAUAAAGCACGAGCCCUAUAUAUAAUUCUCAAUAAUAUCUUUUUUUUCAGGCAGAAGAACUCAAGUUCCGCCGAAUGAUCCAGUUCCUUGGAACCUUGGAUAA
This is a messenger RNA of Bursaphelenchus xylophilus (pine wood nematode), 1239 nucleotides long. The record is from the annotation of a GenBank genome assembly. NCBI's taxonomy places the organism in Eukaryota, Metazoa, Nematoda, Chromadorea, Rhabditida, Aphelenchoididae.